Molecule: messenger RNA, 9020 nt
Organism: Pseudophryne corroboree (corroboree frog)
Lineage: Eukaryota; Metazoa; Chordata; Amphibia; Anura; Myobatrachidae
Gene: ADGRL1
Product: adhesion G protein-coupled receptor L1
Exons: 23
Coding region: 1495-5841 (1448 amino acids)
Biological process (GO): adenylate cyclase-activating G protein-coupled receptor signaling pathway; heterophilic cell-cell adhesion; cell surface receptor signaling pathway
Cellular component (GO): plasma membrane; axon; presynaptic membrane
Molecular function (GO): carbohydrate binding; latrotoxin receptor activity; G protein-coupled receptor activity
Source: RefSeq, a predicted model, not a curated record
GGGGCAGGGAGCGGGAGACAGAAACAGCCCCACAAUCUCUCAUUUAUUUUCUUUGUUAUUUCUUUACGUGGGAUAAAAAAAAAAAAAAAAAAAAGCUAGAAGAGUAUCAGCAGCAGCUGGAGGAGAGAACAUCAGACCCUGAGACACCCAGCCAGAGCCCGGCAGCCUGCGAGAGGCAGCCCGGGGGGAGGACUGCUGGAAGAGACGGACAGGUAGUAGUGAGAGACAUACCCCGACAGCAGCAGCAGCAGCAGCAGCAGCAGCAGCACAGGGAGUGAUGAUGAUGAGAGAGACAGACACGGAGAUCACCCAGCAGCAGCCAGGGAGUAAAUCAGAGAGCUGAUGGAGAGAGGACAGGGGGGCACCCGAUGAGCUGAUAGGGGGCUGGUCUGGAGCAUAUUAGGAGUAUAGGGGCUUGGCUCCUCCAUUCCUGGCUGUGGCCAGUGCUAUUUAUCUGCCUCAUUCUCCCCACGCUGAGUGUGAUGGAUGUCAGGAUCGCUGCUCUCAUACAGUCGCAUAACACAAGUGGCCACUGAAGAGCCAGAGUGGCUAGCAGCCUAGCAGGUGCAGCCAGCAUCAUUCCACAGCAGCACCCAGCCUGCCUGCAGCGAGCCCGGGCCACCUGAGGAUAGGAAGCGAGCGCUAGCCCCGGGGGCAUCUGACAGGUGGCCAUGCAGAGACCCCAUGUGGCUAUAGUGUGGGCAAGCACCAGCUACUGACCGCUGGCCACCAGUAACCCUGCACUGGCCAGUGCUGCCGGGGAGCACCUGGGAGCCGCCGCCAGGCCACAGGGCUAGCCUAUAGGAAGCCAGUCUCCGAUGCUGCGGCUAGCGGGAAUGCAGGAUGGAUAACAGCUUGGAGGGACAUCAGUAAUCCCGGGCUUGGGAAGCAUCCAGCAGCGGCAUCUAAUACGGGAAGCAUAUGGGAGAGGAAGCCCACUGACCUAUGGCAAGGCCCACCGCAUACAAACAUGGCAAAUCACGCAGGAUUGUGUACCCUGAGACGGCUGGCCCCUGGUACCCGCCUGUGAGGGGCUACAGCCGGGGGUCUCGGUGAGCAGCGUACCGGGGCAGAACUGGUAUAUUCCCCAUUAGGCUAUUACACACUGGGCCGGCGACCUAUUGCGCCGCAUAUACAUCAUCACAGCGCCGCCGCACCGGACAGGUGGACAUUGCCCCCAGUACAGGAGGCUGGCUCACACACCGCGCUGCCCGGACUGCCGCCGAUCUCCGGACGAGGGGCCAGCAGCAGCAGUAUUAUUACAGCCUUCUACAGUGGCGAAAAAACGCAGGAGGCGGGGCCUGCCUGUUAGGCUCCUCCCCUGUGGGAUCAUGUCCACGGCAGGUGGUCUGCUAGGGGAGAAUCGGUGACCAGUCUUUACCCUCCAACCUCCAAAAAUUUAAACAUCUGGAAAAACACAGUAUAAUAAGAGAUCUCCGGUUGGUGAGGUGAUGUUACAGAGGAGCCCUCAGUGACAGGGUUGUGCCAAGCGGUAUGGCGGGGGCCUGGCUGGUUCUGUGGGGUCUCUGUUCAGCCGCUAUACUGUUAACUUCAUCUACUCAAGGCCUGAGUCGGACGGCUCUUCCAUUUGGUUUGAUGCGUCGCGAGUUAGCCUGUGAAGGAUACCCAAUCGAGUUGAGGUGCCCGGGCAGUGACGUUAUCAUGGUGGAAAACGCAAACUAUGGACGGACGGAUGACAAAAUCUGCGAUGCUGACCCCUUUCAAAUGGAGAAUGUACAGUGCUAUUUGCCUGACGCUUUCAAGAUAAUGUCGCAGAGAUGUAACAAUCGUACACAGUGUGUUGUCAUUGCCGACUCCGAAGCCUUUCCUGACCCGUGUCCAGGGACCUACAAAUACCUGGAAGUUCAGUAUGACUGCGUACCAUACAAAGUGGAGCAAAAAGUUUUCGUCUGCCCGGGAAUGCUGCAGGAGAUUCUAGAACCCACUUCCACCCAUGAGUCUGAGCACCAGUCAGGAGCGUGGUGUCGAGAUCCCCUACAGGCUGGCGAGCGCCUCUAUGUUAUGCCAUGGAUUCCCUACCGUACAGACACAUUAACAGAGUAUGCGUCGUGGGAGGACUAUGCUGCUGCCCGUCAUACCACUACGUACCGACUACCAAGUCGUGUGGAUGGAACAGGUUUUGUGGUAUAUGAUGGAGCUGCUUUUUAUAAUAAAGAACGUACACGUAACAUUGUUAAAUAUGACCUUAGGACACGGAUCAAGAGUGGAGAAGCCAUCAUAUCCACAGCAAACUAUCAUGAUACCUCGCCCUACAGGUGGGGUGGCAAGACUGAUAUAGACUUGGCUGUGGAUGAGAAUGGGUUGUGGGUUAUCUAUGCGACAGAAGGAAAUAGUGGGAGGCUGGUGGUCACCCAGCUCAAUCCAUAUACUCUUCGCUUUGAAGGCACAUGGGAGACCACUUAUGAUAAGCGCUCAGCAUCAAAUGCCUUUAUGGCAUGUGGGGUCCUUUAUGUGUUGAAAUCAGUGUAUGCGGAUGAUGAUAAUGAGUCAGCAGGCAACCGGCUGGAGUAUGCCUUUAACACCCAUCGCAACAGGGAGGAGCCAUUGGGAACAAAUGGAGCCAGUGGACUGGAUUUUCCCAACCCUUACCAAUAUGUUUCAUCAGUGGACUACAACCCUAGGGAUGGACAGCUGUAUGUCUGGAACAACUAUUUUCUGGUGCGCUAUGCCUUGAGAUUUGGCCCUCCUGAUCCAGCAGAAGGUCCAGUUACUCCCACGCCACCAGUGGUCACAGUCACCCUGCCUCCCCCACCAGUGACUGUCACCACUCUGCCAUCUGCCACCACAACUGUUCGCCGCCCUCCCCUCACAACGCAUCCUGUAGGGGCUAUAAACCAAGUGGGGCAUGAUCCUCCUACCCCUGGUACCCGCCGUCCUCCCCCCUCCAACCAGCAUUCACACCCAGAGAUAUUCUGUCCUGCACGUGAGGAACGAAGAGUCCAGUGGCCGGCUACCCAGCAAGGCAUGCGAGUAGAGAGACCCUGCCCAAAGGGCACACGUGGCAUUGCAUCUUUUCUCUGUUUACCCACGCUGGCCGUAUGGAAUCCUCGUGGCCCAGAUCUAAGUAAUUGCACCUCUCCUUGGGUCAAUCAGGUAGCACAGAAGAUUAAAAGUGGAGAAAAUGCCGCUAACAUUGCAGGGGAGCUAGCCCAUCACACCCAUGGACAGAUAUACGCUGGGGAUGUCACUUCCACUGUGCGUCUUCUGGAGCAGCUGGUGGAUAUUCUAGAUGCACAGUUACAAGCGCUUAGACCAAUCGAGAGAGAGAGCGCAGGAAAGAAUUACAACAGGAUGCACAAGAGGGACAGGACCUGCAAAGACUAUAUCAAGGCGGUGGUGGAGACAGUGGAUAACCUCUUACGCCCAGAAGCCCUACCCUCCUGGAGAGACAUGAAUGUCACAGAGCAGGAACACGCUGCCACCAUGUUACUGGACAUACUGGAGGAAGGGGCCUUCCUAGUGGCCGAUAAUGUGAAGGAGCCAGCGCGCUUCCAGACAGCCAAGCCCAAUGUCGUAUUGGAGGUAUCUGUGGUGAACACUGAAGGCCCAGUAUCCGAGCUGAUCUUCCCCCAGGAUAAUCACAGCGUCAGCUCCAUCCAGCUGUCUGCCAAUUCCAUCAAGCAGAACAGUCGUAAUGGAGUUGUGAAGGUGGUCUUUAUCCUGUACAAUAACCUGGGUCUCUUUCUGUCCACGGAGAACUCCACUGUACGCUUUGGGGGAGAAAGCAGCUCCACAGGACACUCACUGGUGGUGAACUCACAGAUUAUUGCAGCCUCCAUAAAUAAAGAAUCAAGCAGAGUUUUCCUUAUGGAUCCCGUCAUAUUCACGCUGCCACAUCUACAGUCUAAGAAUCACUUCAAUGCCAACUGCACAUUCUGGAAUUAUUCUGAACGCUCCAUGUUGGGGUUUUGGUCAACACAAGGCUGCCGGUUGCUUCAUACCAACAAGACCCACACAACAUGUGCAUGCAACCACCUCACUAACUUUGCUGUGUUAAUGGCACAUAGAGACAUGUAUCAAGGUCGUAUAAAUGAAUUGCUGCUCUCAGUCAUCACAUGGGUGGGAAUUGUCAUCUCUCUGGUGUGUCUCGGAAUCUGUAUAUCCACCUUCUGCUUCCUGAGAGGUCUCCAGACUGACAGAAACACCAUUCAUAAGAAUCUUUGUGUCAGUCUGUUUCUUGCCGAGCUUCUCUUCCUCACCGGUAUCGACAAAACACAGUACCAGGUGGUAUGUCCUAUCUUGGCUGGUCUUCUGCACUUCUUCAGCCUAUCUGCCUUCUCCUGGCUGUGUCUGGAGGGUGUCCAGCUUUAUCUUAUGCUGGUGGAAGUGUUUGAAACUGAACACUCGCGCCGAAAAUACUACUACCUCUGUGGCUAUGUCUUUCCUGCUCUUGUGGUGGGAAUAUCUGCAGCUGUGGAUUACAGGAGCUAUGGCACGGAUAAAGCUUGCUGGCUGCGAGUUGAUAAUUAUUUCAUCUGGAGUUUUAUUGGCCCGGUAUCCCUUGUUAUUGUGGUGAACCUGCUUAUUCUCCUGGUCACUCUCCACAAGAUGCUCCGUUCCUCCUCCGUUCUGAAACCAGACUCCAGCCGCUUGGAGAACAUAAAGUCCUGGGCCCUGGGAGCAGUUACCCUCCUCUUCCUCCUUGGCCUCACUUGGGCCUUCGGUCUCUUGUUCUUCAAUAAAGAGUCCCUGGUCCUAGCGUAUCUCUUUACUACCUUUAACGCUCUGCAGGGCCUGUUCAUAUUCAUCUUCCACUGUGCUCUCCAGAAGAAGGUACAUAAGGAAUACAGCAAAUGUCUGAGACACUCAUACUGUUGCGUGAGAGGCCCUGGAGCGGAACAUGGAACCUUAAAAUCUACUGUCAACAGCCGAUAUUACACCCAGAGCCGGAUCCGCAGGAUGUGGAAUGAUACAGUCAGAAAACAGACAGAAUCAUCCUUCAUCGCAGGAGACCUCAACAGCACACCAACUCUUAAUAGGGGUACCAUGGGUAACCACUUGCUGACGAAUCCUGUACUGCAGAGCCGUGUUGGCACCAGCCCAUAUAACACUCUUAUUACCGAGUCUGUGGGUUUCAGUCCUUCUUCCCCAGGAUACAACGCCACUGGAAGUUUCAGAGAUCCCAAACAUACCUUAAGCCGAGAUCCAUGUGGCAAGGACCCACUCCCACCUCUUCCACUGAACGGUAACUUCAAUAACAGCUAUUCUCUCAGAGCUGGAGAUUUCCCCCCUGACCCUUCCAAGCUGGGAGAAGGUGGGGGGCGGCGCAACAUUGCGGAUGCCGCAGCCUUUGAAAAGAUGAUAAUUUCAGAGCUUGUGCAUAGCAACCUGCGUGGCAAAUCACACGCAGGGAACACAGACACGGGAGAUGAGGAAGUGACGUCAGGGGCCAUUGCAGAAGGUGGAGAGGUUCCUACACUGGAGAUGGAGCGCAUGUACAAAGCAUUGGAGGAGCCACUUCUCUUACAGAGAGCUCAGUCUAUCCUGUACCAGAGUGAUCUGGAGGAGUCUGAAGCCGAGGCAGCCCCCCGUGACUCACCCAAUCGUGACUCACUCUACACAAGCAUGACCAACCUCAGAGACUCUCCUUACCCAGACAGCAGCCCCGAACCGUGCCUGCCAUCAUCUGGGGAAAUGCUGCCGUGCCACCAAGGUUUACCCCCACCUACGGGGGCAGAUGCCAUGUACUUCCCUGGCCGGCUGGGUUCAGUGCCCAGAGGGCAGUUGCAAGCUUUCUACCAGAUGCCACAGGGGUUUCUGGGUCUGGAAGGGUCAGUGCCCGAGGGCGACGGGCAGAUGCAGCUCAUCACCAGCCUCUGAACUUACUCGCCCACCCCUGUCGCCAACCCCAUUAUUCCCCUGCAAAAAGAAAAAAAGUUACUGCCUUCCCUCUCCAUUUCAAAAGAAAGCAGGGCCAGAUGGGAGGAAGGGGUAUCUAUAUAGGGGCAGAUACUGCCUGGGGUAAUGGACAACUGGUUUUGAAGGCAGGUAAAAUAUUGGACUUCCUCUUGAUUGCUAGUGUCUAUUUACAAUCUGUGUACAUUGUUUGGGGUACCACUGGCAGGUAGGGGUUUGGGUGCCAAAAAUAUACUUCUUGAAACAGAACAAUCUACCCCCGGAACAUCUAGAAGAUCCAGGUUUGGUGCUGAUAUUUACAGUAUUGUUACAAAGCCAACAUAAACACAGAAUGAGAAGAGACAGACAGGGGUAGUGAUUACACUAUAAUAGUUGUGGGCCACCCUUUAGAAAUACCAGCUGUCAUCAAAUGAUGCAAGCAAUGAGACUCCCUGAUACGGGAUUACCCGCAAGUGCUGUAUAAGUGGUGCCAAACAGCCUCUGGGUCCUGCUGAGCAAUGAGAAAAUAGACGUCAGCAGUUGCCUAAAUUUGUGAAAUUUGCAUUUGGAUUUUUGUAAGGUCACAGGUUAUAAAUCUCACUCCCAUAAAAAAAAAAAAAAAAGUGGCAGACAAUGGAAAUUGAACCAAUGUGAAAAAGUUUAUUACUUUUUCAGAAAGUGCUGCCUUCCGUUCACCACUGAACUUCUUCCUUGGGCCGCCUUCUCUUCACACCCAAACCCCUCUGCCUGCCCCAAAGACAGGAUAAGAGACUUUUUUAUCAAUUCAGACAAGACAAGUAUGUGAUUCUCAUAAGACAAGGAAGAGGAACGUACCAGGGAGAUAGUAAUGGCUAUGGGGAAGAUGGCAACACAAUUUAACAAUGAUAUGUGAAAAUGAACUUACAGCUGCCCUGCAUACUCUUUCUUUAAGCACAAAACACCCCCUGCCUCUUUUACUGAGGACAAUUGGAACUCUUAUAAUGGGGGAAGCGAGUGUCCUUUCCGACUACUGUAAAUAACGAACUUCUAAACGGGGGAAGGGAGAGAUGAGGGGAGACGCCUACACCCUUCCCUAAACAAAUAUCAGAGGUGCGGAAAUGGUCAGUAGGGGGCAUUUUUUAUUUGUGUGUUUACCUUUUGCAAUGUUUCUUUAUUUAGUACGGGCACUUUGCCGUACUAUCUGUCCAUUUUACCACAGGAUCAUGGGUGAUCCUCUUCGCCAGUCCCAAAGAUUCCACCUUGUGUCUCCAGCUACCUUGCAGUUUCUUUUUAUGUUUUAUGUUUGGUUUUUUUACCAUCUUUGUCUUAAUUUAUUUUACAUUUGCAUGUAGAGAUCCAUAAUUGUGUGGGCUCCUCAUAUUUGAUUAUCUACCUGUCUGAAAAGAAAACAAACAUUAGCACUCAGUGAUGAUUGAAAAGUCAUCAAGACUUUAUAUAACAAAGUAUAAAAGAUGUGUACUGGUAGGCUGUAAGGUCUGGGGAUGAUACAAGAACAAAAUGGGUGGUAACACGAAAUUCUGGCACUAGAACAAAAGUAAAGGAGAAGUAAUCCUGUAGAAUCUGUUAAACAAAAACAUAGAUGUACCGGCCCUUUGCUGCUAUACGUAGGCCAUGAAGUACAGGGAACAGUGCAAUAAGGCAUUACAUUUGAGGGUGCAUUGUAACAAUCAUUUUACCUGCCCCUGUGGUGCCUCAAUCUGAAGUGAAGGUUGAUGUUGGCCACUUUGUUCUCACUACAGGUUUUGCUGGGCGUUUGGUUACAUUCCUGUGGUUGCUGCACACAGCUAAAGCCAAAACAUAUAUACAAUCAUAUAUUUGCGUUAUGUUUGCUCUAUACAGAUCUAAAUAAAUAGAUUUAUGAAGUGUAGAAGUUGCCAUAUUAAAGAGUCUAGGUACAGAGGUGGAGGCUGGAACAUUGCAAGGUGCAGACUCUGUGAGUUUUUGUCUUUCUAGCAGUGAUAAUAAUGGUGUUGCGUCUCCAGACGUAAUGUUGUUCGGUUUUCUCCAGUGCUAGAACUCCGUGUCGUAUGGCAUAGUUGCUUUUCUUGCACACAACUGGACAUCUUUCACACAAGGUUCACACAACAAAACUCCUGCUUAAUGCCUUCAGACCCAAUUAAGGGACUAAUUAGCAUUUUGGCACGUUCACCGGGAAAACUCUGUGUUAUAGGUGGGCAGCACUACAUCAUGUGUUCUUACUACUCUGCUAAUCCGCACUAUAAAGCCUGUUUCCAGUCAGGCCACAAAUCUCUUUCACAUUGAGCUGUAAUCGUGAAGUCACUUCGAGAAGCUUCUGUGCAAUGCAGCUGGGAAGCCGUUGUGCUGCACUGCCACACAGUGACAAGAAGUGUCCUGCACAUAUAUUUUCUGUAAUGUUUAGACAGAGACACAAUUCCACUGACUGCCAAGAUGGCUUAAGAAAAACCUAUUUGCAUGUCGCCCCAGGCACAAUACAGCACUUAUAUAGACUAUUUUUGUCAAUUAUUUCAAAGGCUCUAUGAAUAUAAAGAUGUUAUUUAUGAAAAGCCCUUUGUGAAAUGGGUUUAAAUGACCACUAUAGAUACUAAUGUAAAAACCUCAAACACGGAAGGGAAAAAGUUAAAUGGACCAUUAAGAUGAACACCUCGACAGAGGUAGACACCUGACCCCUCACAGGGGAUCAUUGUAAUGGAGGGACCUUCUAAUGUAUAGAUGUUUAGGUUCAAGGAACUUUCUUUUGCCGCAUUAGAGAGAGACGGCAUUGUAUCAAAGAACAGAUAGGAACACAUCUGUGGCACAUUAAUUACGUUCCGUACACACGUAUGUCAUCACUUUCUGCUGUGUCGCUGUCUUUUGCUGCCAAACCCCACCUACCCACCCCCUGAGUCUGACAUGAGAAAAAGGGUUAAAUACCUCUCCGCCACUCCUCCUCUCUCUCCCUCCUUCAUUUUCUUUUUCAUAUGCCAAAACCAGAAAUGGGUCGAACGCCAUUCUACAAGCGAACAAAACUAAAAAAAAAAAAAAAAAAAAGAGUACGAAAGACUGAACAUGAUAUCGUACAUAGAAAAAAAUCUACAAAAAAAAAGGCUGAAAAAAAAUUAUGAUGAAAAAUAAAGUUAAAAAAAAAAUGAAUAUCGCAACUUGUGGAGUGAAAGAAACACACCAAUAAAACAUUUUGAUUUCUG